Messenger RNA from Phytophthora infestans T30-4, 393 nucleotides. RefSeq lists its product as uncharacterized. Gene Ontology annotation, molecular function: transmembrane transporter activity. The annotation marks the transcript as partial. NCBI's taxonomy places the organism in Eukaryota, Oomycota, Peronosporomycetes, Peronosporales, Peronosporaceae. The record is from RefSeq and is a predicted model, not a curated record. Gene Ontology annotation, biological process: transport. The transcript has a single exon.
GUUGACAUUGUCAAGAUCCGAUUGCAGAUGCAGACGUUGCUGCACGUGGCGGAACGGCAAGAGGUGAUGGAAAUCGCUUGGGGUUUGAGUGUCCGGAUAUUGUACCAAGGCGCCCAAUUCUGCUUUCUACGAGAUGUUCCGUACACCUUGUUGUUCUUCCCUUCCUACGCUACACUUCGCGAUGCACGGGCCGACCAGCCUACGGGCAAGACCUCGAUGCUGCCAAUCGUUUGGGCUGGAGCAACUACAGGAGCGGGAGGUGCUGUUAUCGGCACACACGCAGAUGUGGUCAAGAGCGGAUUGGAAGCAAAGGGGUCCAUACAUGGGAAGAAUGGACUGCCUCCGGAAGGUGGUGGAGGUCAACUUCAACGUUUCGGGACACCAUGCCAAUGU